Messenger RNA from Salvia hispanica, 1061 nucleotides. RefSeq names its product C2H2-like zinc finger protein (gene DOT5). The record is from RefSeq and is a predicted model, not a curated record. Lineage: Eukaryota; Viridiplantae; Streptophyta; Magnoliopsida; Lamiales; Lamiaceae. Gene Ontology annotation, cellular component: nucleus. Gene Ontology annotation, biological process: anatomical structure development; regulation of gene expression. Gene Ontology annotation, molecular function: DNA-binding transcription factor activity.
UAUACAUACACAACACAACACUCUACAAUAUAUAUACUCCAUAACUCCCCAAUUAAAACUCCAUAGAACAUAUGUUUGUACCCCUGUCUCCUUCAAAACCCUAACCUUUUCUCCCAUCCCCAAAAUAAAUUAGUGCAAACCAUGCAAACACAUUUCUUCCCACACAUGUCUUGCUUGUACAACAAUUUGGACGGCGAUGAGGAAGACGACGACUGCUCCACCCUCCUCUCCCUCGGCCCCCCCGGCCAGCCCAACCCCCAAAAGUACCACCCCAGCUUCGCAGCGUACAAGCAGCACCAGCACAUCCAAAACCCUAGCAAUCCCGCAGAGAACGGCGGCGUCACCGUGGCCCUCCACAUCGGCCCACCCCCAAUUCCUUCCUCCUCAGUAAACCCUAGUGACAUGGCAGCUGCUGAAGGGCAGUACUGGAUCCCCACACCCGCCCAAAUCCUCGUCGGCCCCACCCAAUUCUCCUGCUCCGUCUGCAGCAAAACCUUCAACCGAUACAACAACAUGCAGAUGCAUAUGUGGGGGCACGGAUCGGAGUACCGGAAGGGGCCGGAGUCGCUGCGGGGGACGAAGGCGGCGUCAUCGAUCCUGCGGGUGCCGUGCUACUGCUGCGCGGAGGGGUGCAAGAACAACAUCUCGCACCCGCGGUCGAAGCCGCUCAAGGACUUCCGCACGCUGCAGACGCACUACAAGCGGAAGCACGGCAGCAAGCCCUUCGGCUGCCGCAAGUGCGGGAAGCCCUUCGCCGUCCGCGGAGACUGGCGCACGCACGAGAAGAACUGCGGGAAGCUCUGGUUCUGCAUCUGCGGCUCCGACUUCAAGCACAAGCGCUCCCUCAAGGACCACGUCCGCGCCUUCGGCCACGGCCACGCCCCUCACAACGAGAGCCUCUACGCCUUCGAACACCCCGACGACGACGAGGAUGAGGACGAGGACGAGCUUAAUUAAGCUAGGGUUUAGUUGAAUUUUUUUAAUUAGAUUGUAGUAUGUGAAUUGUACUCGAUGGAACAUGUGAAUCUUUGCUGCUGCCAGUGCCAAUUUCUUCUUUUUCA